UGCUGCUUUCGGUCGCCUGAUGUCGUGGAACCUGUAGUUAAACCUGUAGUUACUAUUCUGAUACGUGUCUGCUUUAUCAGUAACUUAUUCUUAAAAAAAAAAAAAAAUCCCAUUCUCGCAUCGUGCAGGUGUCUUCAAGUGUUGAGAUAACAGUUUUCAGCUGAGUUUAGUUCACGCGGGGGCUCAAUACCCUGCAAAAUGUUUUACUGACAGUUGGGUUUACCAGUAGCUUCAGCUUUGUUGUGGAUGCCCUAUCCCUGAAGGUGUUGAAAGCCAGACAGGACUGGACCCUGAGCAGCCUAAUCUAGUGAGUGCCAACCCUGCCAGCAGGGGGUUGGAACUAGAUGGUCUUUAAGGUCCUCUCCAACCUGAGCCAUUGUAUGGUUGUGUGCUGUCUACAUUCCAGCAGUUUUCCUUCUGUUUUUAUUUUUUUUUCCUCCUCUGAAAAAAAGGUGCUGAGGGCAAUGUGUUGUCUAGCUUAAAAACAGCCUGUUUUUUGCCACCUCAUGCUUCAUGGAUGCUUCCCAAAUUAAUUGUGUUUACCUCAAGUAAAUAUGCCAGGGACCAUUGUUUGGUACCUUUAUGUUAUUUCCUCAUUUAAAAAUAAAGGCUGAGUUUGAGAUUCUGCAAAGCAGUUUGUGGAAGCAAGAUAUACUGAUUGUAGUUCAUAUAAUCAACCUUUGGCAGUUUCUGUAUGGAUGAAGGUAUUGGGAGCCCUUCGUAUGGCAUAUUUGAAAAAUAUGCUGCCUCAAGUGUAACAGUGAAGAAAGAGUCCUGUUAUUGUGACAUUUCAUUGUUUUCUGUACAAAUCCGUAUUUUUACACUGUAAGGAUGAACACUGAAGCAAAACCAGCCAAAUCUUGUCUUCCCGCAUAUACAUCUUAGUGCAGGCACAGGCAGUUGGAGUAACAAAUGAAGUACAUGAAGAUUGUUGUCUGCUGCUGUCAGUAAAAACAGCACUUCAGGUACACAGUAAUGCUUCACUGGGUUAAAGCUGGGCUUUAGCAUCUGUUUACAGCAUUGAUGUAAGUGACUGGCGGGGCACCGAGGAACAGUGGAAGUAUCUCUCUAAUUUUCUGCAAUAGGUUUGAAACUUUUCAAGGUGAUAAUGAAGUUAGGUGCUGCACAGAAGCUGUCUGCUGGCAUUGCAGAUUGCUGUAGCACCACUUCAAACCUUCAGCUGAAUGGCCAGAGUUUCUUGGUGUUGGAUGAACAGAGAUUUGCAAAAGAGAUUCUGCCUAAGUACUUCAAGCACAACAACAUGGCAAGCUUUGUAAGACAGCUAAACAUGUAUGGCUUCCGUAAAGUUGUCCAUGUUGAUUCUGGGAUUGUCAAACUGGAGCGAGAUGGUUUAGUUGAGUUUCAACACCCAUAUUUUAAACAGGGUCGAGAGGACUUGUUGGAACACAUUAAAAGGAAGGUUUCUUCUUCGAGACCUGAAGAAAACAAGAUAAGCCAGGAGGAUCUCUCCAAAAUAAUAAGUAGUGCUCAGAAAGUGGAGAUUAAACAAGAGACUAUUGAAUCUCGAUUGUCUGCCCUGAAAAGGGAGAAUGAAUCUCUUUGGAGGGAAGUGGCAGAACUGAGAGCAAAACAUCUGAAACAACAGCAAGUUAUUCGGAAGAUUGUACAAUUUAUUGUUACCCUGGUGCAGAACAACCAACUAGUGAGCUUAAAACGCAAGAGGCCUCUACUUCUGAACACUAAUGGACCUACAAAGUCGAAUGUAUUUCAGCAAAUUGUGAAAGAACCAGCAGACAAUAAUCAUCAUGUACCUCUCAACAGAACUGAGGGCUUAAAACAAAGAGAACAAAUUUCAGAUGACAUCAUUAUUUAUGAUGUUACUGAGGAUGUGGCUGAUGAGGAAAAUACCAUGGUUGAUGAAGAAAAUGCUCCCAUUACACCAGAGACAAAUGAAGAUACCACUUCAGAUUCUUCUAACUGCAGUCGUUCUCCUGAUAUUGUAAUUGUGGAAGAUGAUAAUGAGGAAGAAUAUGCCCCUGUAAUUCAAGGGGAUAAAAGCACAGAAUCGGUUGCUGUCUCAGCUAAUGAUCCCCUCAGCCCUGUCAGUGACAGCACAAGUCCGCUCAUGUCAAGUGCUGUACAGCUGAAUAACCAGUCAACUUUAACUGCAGAAGACCCAGUCUCAAUGAUGGAUUCCAUACUCAGUGAAAAUGGAGUAAUUUCACAGAAUAUAAAUCUCCUUGGAAAAGUUGAACUUCUGGAUUAUCUUGACAGUAUCGACUGCAGUUUAGAGGACUUCCAGGCCAUGUUAUCAGGACGACAAUUCAGCAUAGAUCCAGAUCUGCUAUUUGAUCUUUUUACAAGCUCCGUGCAGAUGAAUCCCACAGAUCAUAUCCCUAAUACCAAAAUGGAGACAAAGGGAAUAGAAACUACCAAGAAUAAUGCUGGUCCAGCUGCUUCACAGGAAACACAAGUUUCUAAGCCUAAAUCAGAUAAACAACUCAUACAGUAUACUGCAUUUCCUCUGCUUGCAUUCCUUGAUGGGAACCCAGGCUCCACUGUUGAGAGCGGGAGCUCCACAACUGAAACUCCUUCCUCUGUGGACAAACCCCUGGAGGUGGAUGAGCUCCUGGAGAGCAGCCUGGAUCCUGAACCCACUCAGAGCAAGCUGGUGCGCUUGGAGCCGCUAACAGAGGCAGAAGCAAGUGAGGCCACGCUGUUCUAUUUAUGUGAACUUGCCCCAGCACCCAUGGACACAGACAUGCCAUUCUUGGAUAACUAAUGUAAUGGGGACUAUGUACAUUGUCAUGAAGAGGAACUAUUUAUUUAGAAUAUUGUUUGGUAUGAGUUUUUUGUAAAUCACUGCUUUAUGUAACCAGAUAGUGUGGAAUCUGAAAUACCUUUGCUAUCCUACAAGCAAUUGUUUAGCUACAGUUAGACAAGCUGUUAGAUACAUUUGGCAAUACCAAGUUGGACUGUUACAGUACUGCUGUCAAAUGCUUGGUAUACCUACGCAUAUCUCUAAAUACCUGAGGUAACCAAACACUUGUUAAGAGUAAGCUUCAAUUUAUGGUUUCUUCCACUUCUGGUCUUACAUAUAAUGAUGAUGACAACUAGUAGUGUAUGGUUAGGGAGCACUGACUUUCUGUAUCUUUUUUUUUUUCUAUUUUCUACAAUAUUUUGUUUAAUAAACAUAAGGCUUUUUGGGGUGGGGGGGACCAGGACCUGAUGUUAGGCUUUUUUUUCCCUGCUUGAACUGGGAACAAAGUGCCUGUACCUUGCUAAAUCUUGGUUCUGCCUUACUUUCACUUCAGUGAAAGUGCUUAUACAUAGCACAAACUGGGGAAGAAGUUCUUUACAGCCGCCAGGCCCCUUGACUGCAUGAGUACUUUAACUUGGACCAUCUACUCUGAUAAAAUAAAUGUUAUGUAAGUAAGUGU
Meleagris gallopavo (turkey) is the source of this 3401-nucleotide messenger RNA. NCBI's taxonomy places the organism in Eukaryota, Metazoa, Chordata, Aves, Galliformes, Phasianidae. The record is from RefSeq and is a predicted model, not a curated record.